GCAGCACAACAAUACUUUUAACAAGAAAACAAAUAAUUCUAAUGAAAACAAAGGUAAACGGAACGGUGGUACGAGGAGCGUACACGCACGGCCGAACAGAAAUAACGAGGAAAAUAGUAAACAGGUACAAAACGAGCACUUGGACACGAAUGGAACUAAAGUGCUAAAAAAAUGGUAAUAAUACUGCGAGUACUGAUGGUGGAGCAGCGAAAAGAGAGGUGAGUGACGGGUUAUUCGGCGAAAAAAUGAACGGAGCACGCGAAGAAGUGAAUGGUAUGCCCGUAGAUGAAGAAGUGAAUGACAGCACCAUUCUCAAUGAAACUAUGCAUAAUAAUAUUUUGCGUAAUCAGAUUAUGCAUGGUGAUCGUUCUAGAACAGAAUUAAGAAAUAUAGAAAGUAUAAAUAGAAGCGGGCGCAUCGAUGAAAGGGUGUGUCUGAAGGUACGUGAAAGGGUGGUUCAGACUAAAACAGGGGAUGGCAACCAGAAUAAAACAGGGGACGAUGCGGGUGGUUUAUGUUAUGAAGAGAGCGUUGAUCCAAACGAUAAGGGAAAUAAGAAUGGAGGAACCGAGAGGAAGGAGUGCGAUGAGGGAACAAAUAGGAAGAAUACGAGACGAACAGCUAAUAACAGAAUAGGUGAUAAUAAACCGUUUUACGGUAACAGAGGCGGAUACGCGGAUGACGUACGCGAUAACAGGGGCAGAUAUGAUAGGGAUGCGAGGAACAAGGGGAGUGGUUUAGAUGAAAGUAGGAGAAAAUAUGACAGGAGCAGAUGCUAUGAUGAUGGUGUAAAUUAUAGUGAUGGAAGUGCAGUGAGAAAUACACGGCCAUACAACGGUACGGACGGGCUGUCUGGUGGUAGAAGGGAUGAUACACGAAACGUAAAGGACGAGCAUUUACACGGGUGCAAAAGUACGAUGGAUAGUUCAUCUCUGGUCAAUGAUGGGGGGCGUAAGCCGAGGGAUCGAAAGCCUUUUGUCGGCAGGGAUGGAAGGAACGUAAACAGCAGAUCGGAAAUGGUUUCAUCAUCAAGUGGUGAGCGGGAAGGGACUGAAGCAGAGUAUGGAACAAUGGGAAGCACAAGCAAAGCAAGAAGUGACGAGUUGAUCAUGAACAAGGAAAGAGAUUCGCAAAUUGGUGGAAAUACUGAGGUAGAACCCGGUAAUUUUAAGAGAAAUGUUAGUGAAACAGGAGAAGGUACGGGGGACACUGCUACGCUCUCAACGAGCACUUUUACAUCGAGUUUGACCGACAGCCUGUCAAAUAACGAUGUGCCGACCAAAUCAACGGAACAGAACCACAAAAACAGGAUGAUGAGGAAACUGUUCAAGAACCUGCAACUGGCCGAAGAGAAGUACGGCAUCGAUGUUCUAAAGGAGUACAAAAACAUAAAAAGAAGCGAUGAUGUGAACGAGUUCAAGGAAAUGACGUGGGAUAGCCUGGGACUGGACAAGCGCAUUAUACAAGCACUAGACAGCUUGGGGUACAAGUAUCCCUCACCGGUGCAGAAGCAGGUUCUGAGCACCAGCAGGAACAACCUUGUGGUCAGAGCAAAGAACGGAACGGGCAAGACGCUGGCGUACUUGCUUCCCAUACUGAACAGCAUUUUAAAAUCGGAAGAGAACGAAAAGGUAAAAACGAUUAUUUUGGUUCCUACACGAGAACUUGCCAUGCAGGUGGCAAAGGUGGCCAAAAGAUUGGCAACACAUUUUGAUAAAAGCGCAGUUUUGAUGCCAUCGUACGGCGGAUCGAAUCUGUACGAGGACAUAAUACGAAUCAAGGCCGGUAUUGACGGCAUCAUAAGCACGCCUGGGCGUAUUUUAGAUCUGAUAGAGCGGCAGGUGCUGCUGUUGGGCAGUGUAAACGAUGUGAUACUGGAUGAAGCGGACAAGCUCCUAUCGUUGGAGUACAAAGAUACUUUGCGAAAGAUACUGCGCAACAUAAAUUACAGAAAGAGCGUUUACAAUCUAAGACUGUUCUCGGCAACGUUUCCUCUGCCUGUGAACGAUUUUGUAGAGCGCAACAUGAAGAACGUGCUGUUCAUCAAUCUGAUGAAGGAGAGCUGUCUCUUGGCACUCAAGCAGUUCUACUGCUGUGUCAAAACGGAGUAUAAGUUGCACUGCCUCAUCACAUUGCUACGCAAGGUGAAAUACACACAAACAAUCAUUUUCUGUAAUAGAACCAAAACAGCAGAACUGCUUGCCUAUAGAAUUACUGAACUGGGGUAUUCGUGCUACUUCUUAUCCGGUAAAAUGACACAAGACGAGCGGAACACCAUAUUCUACUCGUUCACCAACCUAAAGAUAAACAUUUUGGUGUCCACCGAUCUGACAACGCGUGGCAUAGAUGUGCCAGGCAUUAACCUUGUUAUAAAUUUUGAUUGGCCCAGAACAAUAGAAAGCUACCUGCACAGGAUAGGACGGGCGGGUAGGUUCGGAACUAAGGGUAUCAGCAUUAGCUUGGUAGGUGAUGAUGAGAGAAAGGAGGUUGUAAGGGUGGAGAGUGCUCUGAGCUGUGAGUUGUUGCCAGUGAGUGAUCCAAGCUUUAACGAGUAUUGCCGAUGAGUGAUCGGUUUUGUGGAUGAGGAUGAAGUAAAGGUGUUUUUAUUUAGGUGGUUGUACGGUUGUGAUAGGAUUAGAGGGUUGUGAUAGGAUUGUACGUUGUAAUAGGAUUAGAGGGUUGUGAUAGGAUUGUACGUUGUGAUAGGAUUGUACGGUUGU
This is a messenger RNA of Vavraia culicis subsp. floridensis, 2720 nucleotides long. RefSeq lists its product as uncharacterized. The transcript has a single exon. NCBI's taxonomy places the organism in Eukaryota, Fungi, Microsporidia, Pleistophoridae. The coding region runs from base 246 to 2564 and encodes 772 amino acids. Gene Ontology annotation, molecular function: nucleic acid binding; ATP binding; RNA helicase activity. The record is from RefSeq and is a predicted model, not a curated record.